AUGAAAUAUAAGAAAGAGUUAUAUGAUUUCUUAGAAUAUUAUGAAUACAAAAAAUACAUGAUCGAUAAUAAGCAACAUUCACCGACAGAGUGUUGCAAAUAUAUUUGGAAUGCUUUUGAAAUAUAUAAAAUUAUGCAUAGUGAUUUCAAUUCUUACUAUUCUGGAUACUAUGACAAAGAAAUAGAAAAAUUUAAAAAUGUAUUUGCUAAUGUGAAGAAGGAAUUAGAUUAUAUAGAAGAGAAGUGUGAUAAUAACAAUCUAGAUUUAGUAUUCGAUAAGACAAAAAACGUAAUACGUUUAAUAAAGGAAAAUGAAACUAAAGAAGUUGAAUUCUUAGAAAAAGGCUCAUCUUUAUUUAACUUUUAUUUAGAAUUAGAUGAUUAUUACGCUAAAGGAAGCACUGUUAGUUGUGGAACAUCAGAUGAUAAAUAUUUUAUGCAGAAUCUUGAUUUUUGUAAAAUUUGGCACAGUAUUCAGGAAAUAUUAAGAAACUGGAAUCGGAUAAAUUUGCGAUUUAUGAAUUUUACUUAUAACAAGAAAUGUGACUAUUUGAACUACUGGCUAUAUGAUAAAGUCAAAGAUAAUAAUGAUACUAGAAAUAUAAUUCCUUUCCUUUACGAAAUAAGGAAUUUAUUUACUGGAAAAGGAUAUUGUAAUAGCAAAAGAUACGAGUUUCUUGUAGAACAAUUAGAAAAUAAGAAAAUUUUACAUGAUUUUGUUGAAUAUUAUGAUUUUAUAAAAGGUAAAUUGAUUAUUUUAGAGAAUACUGGAAGAGAAAGUUACUGCAAAUAUAUGAAGGUUUUUUUUGAUUUAUAUAAAGAUAUGGAGCAAAAUAAAAGCUUGUCUCAGGGAUAUAAAGACGAAAUAAAUUAUUUUAAAGCGAAAUUUACUGAAAAUAUUGACGAGUUAAAUUUCAUAAAUAGUAAAUGCCCUGGAAAAUGUCUAAAUUAUAUAUUUUCCGAUAAAUAUAAAAUAUUUUGUGGAUCAAAGGAAGGACAAAAUAUAGGAGAUUUGAGUGAUGGGGCCGAAUCAUGCAUUACCGAAAAUAACUUUAUUCCACAUUACGGCUCAAAUGAAAAAGACUAUAUUCCAAAUGAUUCGGAUUUAGAUAAAGCAUAUAAACUAUUAGAUGAAGAUGAUACAAAUGUUUAUUACAAACAAUACUGUACAAAAUUAAAAUCUUUUGAAUGCCAGCAUAAAGGAGUUAGAAACAUUUGUCAUAAGCUUGUAAAGAAUUUAAUGCAUUUGUCAGAAAUGCCGAUAAACACAAAGCGCGAUGAACGUUGUUAUUUAUUAAAGCAUUGGUUAUAUAGAGAAUUAAGGAAAAUAUAUAGUUCUAACUUUAAUGACGUUAGUAGAGAGCCUGUUAUUACUAUACUUAAAGAAGUAUUUUUUUAUAUUAAUAACAAAUAUUUAUCCGAAAGUCCUUGUUACAUCUUUUUUGAUGAUACUAUGAACAAAUGGAAAGAGGAUAAAGAACUUCAUGAUUAUUUUCAAAUUUACAAAGAUAUUUAUAAUAAAAUUUCUACGAUUCCUAGUGAAAAAACAAAUUAUUGUAAAUAUGUAUCUCAUAUUUAUGGAUUAUAUAAGAAGUAUAUAAAGAAUUGCUGUGAAUAUUAUUAUAAUGGAAAUCAUUAUAAUGACAACUGUUCAGAUUAUUUUAAUUGUGAUAAAAAGUAUGAUCCCAACAACCUUUUAAUAAAGUUGGAUUGUAGUAGUAAAUUAUCUGAUGAAGAGUCACAAAAAAUAUAUAAUGUAGCUACCAUUGAUCGUUUAGUCAAAUUAAUUACUGAAAAAUCCCAAGAACAAUCUAAAUUAUUAUCUAAAUUAAUAACUGAAAAAUCACAAAUACAACCUGAAUUGUUAGACAAAUCAGUAACUGUGAAACCACAUGAACAAUCUGAAUUGAUAUUUAAGGAUAAAAUUGUUUUAAUUACAUCAAAGAAUUUAUUUAGUGCAUUAUUCAAUGAUCCUUUUUAUGUUGCUAUAUUAGGAUGUUUUGGACUUCUUGGAAUAUUCUUUAUAUUUUUUUGCUUUUAUAAAGUAAAUAGAUAUUGCUUCUACAAAAUAAACACUUUAUGUACUAUUUAA
Messenger RNA from Plasmodium cynomolgi strain B, 2091 nucleotides. RefSeq lists its product as hypothetical. Bases 1 to 2091 code for a protein of 696 amino acids. The record is from RefSeq and is a predicted model, not a curated record. The transcript has 3 exons. NCBI's taxonomy places the organism in Eukaryota, Apicomplexa, Aconoidasida, Haemosporida, Plasmodiidae.